GCUUCUCUAUCAAACAUCUGAAUAUGUGAAGAUGACGGCAUAGAUUAUUGAUCUGAUGUCAAGCUACGUUUCAAUGUUCGUGGUGCCGCUUGCCUAUGAACUAUUACCGAUCUCUUGCAUAUCCAAAAAGUUCCGAGAACUGUAUUUAAGUCGACUAAGACACUAGGUAGGGGUUAGCUGUCUUUCAACUUUAGACCUCAUCCUACAACAACCAAAACUACAAACUAUUGCCACCAAAAUACCUACCAAAUUCCUAAAGUCUUGUCAUAACUAUACCAAUUGAUCAAAAUGUCGUCUGCAUCAAACGAAGGCCGUCAGUCACCUCCCCCUGAGCGUCAGACCGGCCCUCAACUCAAGGACACACCCGGCUCCGGUCAAGGCACUGACGAAGCACCCAAUAAGAAGGAAUCUCUCCAGGAUCAACUCAAGAACUUGACCUCGAAUCCUAGAGGACCCCUCGAGGAUGCGGUAGAAGAGAAAUUCGCCAAAUCUGCGAAACCGUCGUAAACAGUUAGAAUUUCUGUCUGGGUAGUUAGAAGGGUACUAGAAAAGUAAUAUGUCAUUUCCUAAGGGGGUACAGGGUUAAGUAUGAUACACUCAGGCAUGUGUACAGCUAGAUAGCUGAUGAUUAGACGGAUGAAUUCAAUUUAAAUAAUUAUCACCA
Messenger RNA from Annulohypoxylon maeteangense, 664 nucleotides. RefSeq lists its product as uncharacterized. The transcript is spliced from 2 exons. NCBI's taxonomy places the organism in Eukaryota, Fungi, Ascomycota, Sordariomycetes, Xylariales, Hypoxylaceae. The coding region runs from base 289 to 507 and encodes 72 amino acids. The record is from RefSeq and is a predicted model, not a curated record.